AUGAAGUUCCUCGCCGGUGUCUCGGUCCUGGCCUCUCUGGCCAGUGCUGCCUCUGUCGAGCUUGGCAGACGCGCCAGUCCCCUCGAUGUCAAACUCGAGAUGGUUGGCAACACUGCUGUCAAGGCCACCAUCACCAACAACGGUGCCGAGGAUUUGAAGGUGUUCAAGACCGGAACCUUCCUUGAUGAUUCCGCUGUUGAGAAGGUUGAGGUUUUCCAGUCUGCUUCCAAGAUCGCCUUUGACGGUCUCCGCCUCCAAGUCAGCACUACGGGCCUCACCGAUGAUGCCUUCCAGACCAUCCCCGCCGGGGAGGUGGUCGAAGCCACCUUCGACAUCGCCGAGAUGCACGACCUGAGCGUUGGCGGCGAGUUCGACGUCAUCUCCACAGGCGCCAUCUCCUACGCCGAGGCCGACUCCACCGAGAUUGCUGGCAUCGUCCCCUUCAGCAGCAACACUCUCACCGCCGCUGUCGAUGGUGUUCAAGCCCGUGAGGCCCGCGACAACUUCCUCAACAAGCGCACCAGCGUCCAGUCGGAUUGCACCGGCACUCGCCUGACCGCCACCCGCAACGCUCUAACCAACUGCCGUGCCCUUGCCGCAGCCGCCUCCUCCGCUGCUGCUUCCGGUGCCGCUGCCAAGAUGACUGAGUACUUCAAGUCGUCCACUACCGCCACCCGAUCCACCGUUGCCACCGUCUUCUCUCGCGUCGCCUCCGAGUGUGGCAGCACCACCAGCGGUGUCUCUCGCUACUACUGCUCCGACGUCUACGGCGCCUGCAGCAGCGGUGUUCUGGCUUACACGCUCCCUUCAUCUAGCUACAUGGUCAACUGCCCCUUGUACUUCACUGGCCUGACUGCCUUGUCCCGCACUUGCCACGCCCAGGACCAGACUACUACCACCCUCCACGAGACCACCCACUUGACUCAGAUCAAGGGGACGUCCGACUAUGGAGUUUACGGAUAUAAUGCCGUCCGUGCCCUGUCUGCGGCUCAGAACUUGAACCAUGCUGAUACUUACGCCCUGUUCGCCAACGCUAUCUACGUUGGCUGCUAA
Molecule: messenger RNA, 1053 nt
Organism: Pseudomassariella vexata
Lineage: Eukaryota; Fungi; Ascomycota; Sordariomycetes; Amphisphaeriales; Pseudomassariaceae
Product: Deuterolysin metalloprotease family-domain-containing protein
Exons: 4
Coding region: 1-1053 (350 amino acids)
Biological process (GO): proteolysis
Molecular function (GO): metalloendopeptidase activity
Source: RefSeq, a predicted model, not a curated record